CAACUUUGAACCAUGAACCAUGAUUUCAAUUGCAGAGUUGGGCGGCUUCUUUCUUGCUGCUAACUCCAAUUGCUAUGGCUACCAGGAAAAUGCGGGCAUUCAAGAGGUGGAUGAAAUCGCAAGGCAUAGACUGCAGCGACGCUUUAGACCUCGUGCUCACAAAUUACGCUUCAUCUCCAUCUCCAUCUCCGUCUUCCUCUUUCUCCGUCUCCGUUAGGGCUUUAUGCGACCUGCAGGAAGGCGAUAUAGUGGCGAGGAUCCCUAAAGGGAGCUGCCUCACUAUCAAGACCUCACGUGCUCGUCCCGUGAUCGAAGCCGCCGGCCUCGACGGCUUCUUAGGCCUCGCCGUCGCCGUCAUGUACGAGCGGAGCCUUGGACCUCUCUCCAAUUGGUUCGUUUAUCUUCAAUUGAUGCCUUUCAGCGAGCCCAUUCCCCUCCUCUGGUCCGAUCACGAAAUCGAUUCUCUCCUCGUCGGAACUGAGCUCCAUAAGAUGGUUAAAGAAGACAAGGAUCUCAUCUAUGAGGAUUGGAAAGAGUGCAUUCAAACACUUCUGGUUUCUGCUCCAUUAGAGCUUAACCCACAGUUUUUUGGCAUCGAACAAUAUUUUGCUGCAAGAAGUCUCAUUGCUUCUCGCUCAUUUCAAAUAGAUGAUUACUAUGGAUCUGGAAUGGUUCCUUUGGCAGACCUGGGAAUUGCAGGGGAACGUGAUGGUACCCAACCUUGUUUCUGCUUUAAUCACAAGACUGGUGCUGAAGAUGUGCACUUCACAUCUCUAGUUUCUGAAGUUGAAUCUGAUCAGGAUGCAGACAUUAACCCAAGGAAUGAUGAAUGUGAAAGCCACAUGAAUGAUACACUUUUAAGCGAAAAUUCUUAUGAAAGAAAUGGGUCAUCUGGUGGGAGUGAGUUUGAUUGUUCUUCAACUUCUGGAGAUGAUCUUACAGUUUUGGAGAUGAUAAUGGUUAAAGGUGUGAAGACGGGAAAUGAAGUCUUCAAUACGUACGGAUCUUUAGGCAAUGCUGCAUUGCUGCAUAGAUAUGGCUUCACGGAGGCUGAUAAUCCUUUUGACAUUCUCAACAUAGAUCUUGAACUGGUAGAUCAGUGGAGUUCUUCUUUGUUUUCUCGUCGCUACCAUAGAAGGAGGCUGUUGCUGUGGAGAAGGUUAGAUUACUGCGGAUGUGUUAGUCAGAAUGUUGAAUAUUUCGAAGUUUCGUUUGAAGGGGAACCCCAAGUUGAGUUGUUGGUUUUGCUUUACAUAAUGCUGUUACCAGAGGAAAGUCACAAUGAACUUGAUCUCUUAGUUUCAUCCAUGGGGAAUAUUUGCAGACCUGCAAAUCAGUCUUUGUCGGAGAAAUUUUUUGUAGCUUUUGGGAAGAAAUCAGAGUUGAACAAGGAUUUGUUGCUGACAGAAAGUGUUCGAGCUGCUUUAUUAUCACUAGCUGAUAUUCGUGAAAGUUUAUAUGGUUCAAGUUCUCUAGACGAUGAUAUCGAAGCAUUAAACAACUGUGAUAGCUUAAAAGAACCCAAUUUUUAUUAUUCAUUGUUGCUUCGCAUCAGCGAGAGAAGGAUUCUUGACAAGUUCAGAUCUUAUGCCACUUGUGGUGCUGAUUUUCCGAGAACAUCCAAGAAAGCUAUGACGAGAAGCAAAAUGAGCAGGACAUAAUGUCCAUUUUGGAGCUAUUUUAAUAAUUUAUCCCACAAUGUUGAUACUGGCAAAGAUGAUCACUUGAGUUGGAGUAACCUGCUUUUGUUGUUUUACUUGAGAGCGGAAUAUUUUCGUCUUUUUGAACUCUAAGUGGACAAUUGUUGCGUGGAGACGCGUAUCUUUUUGGUAUUGCUCUCUGUUGGAUUUUUUCAUGGUAUACUUCUGGUUGGAUGUAACUUCAUUUGUCCCAAAAUUGCUCCACAUCAAAGCAGUGAUUUGCAGAGUCAAUGGGAAGUCUCGUGUAGUCACUAGGGCUUUCUACAAAGGGAGAUGGAAGUAUGGAACCAAAGAUGUCUCUAAAGCAGUGUUAUAAACCUCGUCUGGCUCGGUGGUUAAACCAGUUAAUCUGAUGAACUGACCAAUUAGGGGGGCAGGGUCUAAAAUUAGACCGGAUAGGGAAUAAUCCCGUGACUCAAUAGGGUGUGUUUGGGACGAGAUGAUUUGAGAUAAAAUAAUUUGCUUU
This is a messenger RNA of Coffea arabica (coffee), 2166 nucleotides long. RefSeq names its product ribosomal lysine N-methyltransferase 3. Gene Ontology annotation, molecular function: protein-lysine N-methyltransferase activity. Lineage: Eukaryota; Viridiplantae; Streptophyta; Magnoliopsida; Gentianales; Rubiaceae. Gene Ontology annotation, cellular component: nucleus. Gene Ontology annotation, biological process: peptidyl-lysine monomethylation. The record is from RefSeq and is a predicted model, not a curated record.